UUCCAUGUGCGCGCGUCCUGCCCCGGGCUCAGCCGAGGGCGAGCGGCGGCACCGCGCGUGUGCGCGCGUGUCCGUGGGCCGGGCCGAGCGGCAGCGCGGGCAGCGGGCGGCGGCGGGCGCAGUCCCAGCGCGCACCGCUGGGUGGUGGUCUCGGCUAAGGCGCCGCCGAGCCCGACCCAGCCCAGCUCAGCACAGCCAAGCCCAGCCCAGCUCCCAACAGCCCAGCCGGGCGGAGCGGGCAGCGGCUGCGGCAGCGAGCGCUGGCUCUGCCAGCCGAGCCUGGCACACCGCGGCUGCACUCCGGGCUGCCGAACCGACCGGAAUACAGAGAGAGAAGGAAGGCAUCCGACCGCUGCCGCUUUCGUUGGGGACUGCGCGAGAGAUCCGCGAGAAGGAGAUCGGACACCGCCGCCGCCGCCGCCGCCGGAGGAGGGCCAUGGCGAUGGCAAGGCAAGUGCUUUGUGUGUGUGCUUUGCUCUCCCUGGCGCUCGCUCGCUCGCAGCCCAUCCGCUACUCCGUGGCCGAGGAGGCGGACAGCGGCUCCCUCGUAGGCAACCUGGCGCAGGACGCGGCGCUGCCGCCGGCGCAGCUCUCGGCUCGCCGCGCCCGCCUGCUGGCCGAGGACGGCCGGCAGCACUUUCGCCUCGACCGCGCCAGCGGCCGCCUCGUCGUGGCCGACAGGCUCGACCGGGAGCAGCUGUGCGCCCAGGCCGACACCUGCACGCUCGCCUUCGAGCUGCUGCUGGCCGACCCGCUGCAGUUCUUUCGGGUCGAGGUGGCCCUGCAAGACAUCAAUGACAAUUCGCCCGUUUUCCCUGCGGAACGAGUCACUUUUAAGAUUCCCGAAACGAGCGAUCCUGGCUCUCGUUUCCCUCUGGACGCUGCUCGGGACCUCGAUAUUGGCAGCAACAGCAUUCGGACAUACAGCAUCUCUCCCGAGAAUGAGUACGUUAGUGUCUCCUUUGCAAGUCGGAGUAAUGGCGACAAAUACGUAGAAUUGGUUUUGGAAAAGCCACUAGACAGAGAGGAGCAGGCAGAGAUGGAUUUCAGUCUCAUUGCUGUGGAUGGGGGUUCUCCUCCCAGGAGUGGGACCACCCAAAUUCACAUUACAGUUCUAGAUGUCAAUGACAACACUCCCGUGUUCACACAGGAUCGUUACACUGUGCAGGUUUUGGAAAAUGCACCGGAGGGCUCUGUGGUCCUGACUGUGUUGGCAACUGAUCAGGAUGCGGGAACUAAUGGGGACAUCUCCUAUCAGUUCAGCGAAGCAGUCAGCCGGAGUGACUCAGCAUUUGAGAUUGACUCCACGAGUGGUGAAAUUAAACUCAAAAAGCCUCUGGACUUUGAGGUAGCAGAACAUCACGAACUCCAUGUGAGGGCCACAGAUGGUGGGGGACUCUCGGCAGUGUGCAAGGUGUUGGUGAAGGUGUUGGAUGUGAAUGACAAUGCCCCGGAGCUGGUGGUCAGUUCCUUCAGCAGUCCCCUCCCCGAGAACUCAGCGCCCGGCACGGUCGUUGCCCUCUUCAGUGUCAGGGACCGCGAUGCCGGGGCCAACGGCAAGGUCUCCUGUGCCCUCGACGAUCAGCUCGUCUUCUCCCUGCGCCCAGCCUAUAAGAAUUACUAUGAGCUGGUGACGGUGAGUGCCCUGGACCGCGAGGAGACGGCUGAGUACAUGGUGACGGUGACAGCAGCAGACGCGGGCUCCCCUCCUCUGACGAGCAGCCACACCUUCAGCGUGGCCAUCUCAGACGUCAAUGACAACGCGCCUGUCUUCAGCCAGAGCUCGUACACCAUGUACGUGCGUGAGAACAAUGUGCCCAGCGUGCUGGUUGGAGCCGUGAGUGCCGCAGAUGCCGACGUGGGGCUCAACGCCAAGGUGACCUAUUCGCUGUCAGCGGGGCAAGCGGCGGAGCGGCCUUGGUGCUCGUGCCUGUCGGUGAACUCGGAGAGCGGGCAGGUGUUUGUGCUGCGAGCGCUGGACUACGAGCAGCUGAGGCAGAGCGAGGUGGUGGUGAGCGCCUCUGACGCGGGUUCUCCUCCGCUGCGAGCCAACGUCACCGUCCGCCUGCUGGUGCUGGACGAGAACGACAACGCCCCGCUCGUGCUGUACCCGGCGCCCGACAGCGGCCCGGCCUCCAGCGAGCUGGUGCCCGUGUCGGCUGAGGCGGGCUACCUCGUCUCCAAAGUGGUGGCCGUCGACGCCGACUCGGGGCAGAACUCCUGGCUCUCGUACCACCUGCUCAGGGCCACCGACCCCGGGCUCUUUGCCGUGGCUGCCCAAAGCGGCGAGGUGAGGCUCAGGAGGCCCGUGACAGACAGAGACAGCGUCAAGCACAAGCUCGUCGUCCUGGUGCGAGACAACGGCCGCCCACCCCUCUCAGCCACCGCCGCUCUCAGCGCACUCCUGCUCAAGGACUUCUCCGACCUGCGCCAACCGCACGGCAGCCCCGCCACCGACGACCAGCCCGGCUCCCUCACCACCUACUUAAUCCUUGCCUUGGUCUUCGUCUCCCUGCUCUUCCUCGCCUCCACAGCAGCCUUCGUGGCUCGCAGGCUGUGCAAGACAAAGGAGCUGAAGGCUGCCCACGUGCUUGACGGGGCCGACAACUUGCCGAGCGGCCUGGCCGAGGCAGCUGCUGCAGGGACCCUGCCCCACCCCUACUGCUACGAGAUCAGCCUCACCACGGGCUCGGGCAACAGCGAGUUCAGGUUCCUCAAGCCCUUCGGCCCCAGCCUGACACCACAACCCUGGGCCAUGGCCGGGGGCCCCAGUGAGGAACAGGUUUUCCCUUGUGUCCCUGUCCCCACAGAGGACGUGACACCGGACGAUGCUGGGACUGUCUCUGCAGAACAGUUCAACUGUCUUUCCUUUAACUAGCGUGGGGUCAGCACAGGCAGAUGUUUCAUGCCUCGUGGUAGGAAGGGAUGCCGGCUGCAGCCUGUGGGAAUGGUACUUCCACAAUAAAUCUGUAUUUGCAGUUGACAUAACCAAGUUCCCGCAAAUUCUAAGUCUGAAUAAAUUUUGUCUCUCAUUUUAAAAACUAGUCAGCCGAACAAAAGAAAGUAAGGUUCUGUCACUCUGAGACUGAUAUGUUUCACCUCCAUUACAGCCAUUUCUGAGAGUCUUUGAGAAUGGGGUUAGCAGUCCCAGCUAAGCUCUUAUUUCUCUUGCUGUCCACCAAGAGAGUGGACCUCUUAUUCUUUUUUGAAUCACUGUCGCACAGUUGGGCAGACCUUACUGAAAUGCAGAAAACCCCUUUUCCAGCUCAGGAAAGUAAGGACAUUGUAAGAAUUGUGUCACAUAAUUGUUUGAGCAUGGGGCUUUUUCUUUCCUGGUUUCUGGAUGUCUCUGAGAUGUGUGGGCUCUGUGUCCUUUGCUUUCUUGUCACUAUAUCAGUCAAUACAACCACUGUGUGUCUGCGUAUCCUGUACUUGUGGUGCCCAGCAAAUCAGGGAUUGGCUUCCAUUCAGCCGUUGCAAUGCAGGCAAUUCCAGCUCAGCAGGCAUGAAGGGUAUUUUGACCUUUUGAGUACAACAGUCUCAUAAUCUCCAGGGCAGGGCAGAGCAGCAAAACACGUAACAAAUUUUCCUUUGCCCUAUGAAAGGGAGGUUGGGUCUUCUGUCUCUUUGGGAUCAUCUUGAAAAUACAGAAAUAUGGCAGUACAAAUGCAGUUGGGGUAGAUUGUAACUGUGCAGAGUUGUGAAAACAUGUUCAUUGUCUUUAGAUGAAUUGCAUGAAAACUCCACAUGUCCUUCAAAGAGCAUUUUCUGAAGGUAGAAUCAAGGUGAAAUGGUAAAAAGGACAUUGAGUUUGGUCUCCUCAUGGUUGUACCUGAAUACUUCUUGAUAGGAGUGGAAAGUUGUCCCCACAUGAUUCUUUGGGUUUGUGGGAGGCCGUUUGCAUUCUCCUUUUUGUCAUUUCUCCUUCUACUCUCUGAACUGUGUUUGAACAUUGUCCUUCCUAUUCUACUUAAGAAGGACUGUCAUACAAUGUAUAAUAAAGUAUUUUUUGAAUGAUGUCUGUGAUGCACAGAAUAUUCAGAAAGCCUCAGAAUGUGUUGUGCUGAAGUUAUAAACUUUUAUAGCAUUUUAAACUUGGGUACCCCUUGGGUAAAACUGAAAUAAAGAGAACAUCCAAAUGCCCUGUA
Messenger RNA from Pseudopipra pipra, 4148 nucleotides. Its product is annotated as protocadherin beta-15-like. The record is from RefSeq and is a predicted model, not a curated record. The coding region runs from base 5 to 2878 and encodes 957 amino acids. Gene Ontology annotation, molecular function: calcium ion binding. Lineage: Eukaryota; Metazoa; Chordata; Aves; Passeriformes; Pipridae. The transcript has a single exon. Gene Ontology annotation, biological process: homophilic cell-cell adhesion. Gene Ontology annotation, cellular component: plasma membrane.